Exophiala xenobiotica is the source of this 5354-nucleotide messenger RNA. RefSeq lists its product as hypothetical. Lineage: Eukaryota; Fungi; Ascomycota; Eurotiomycetes; Chaetothyriales; Herpotrichiellaceae. Gene Ontology annotation, biological process: mRNA export from nucleus. Bases 849 to 5117 code for a protein of 1422 amino acids. Gene Ontology annotation, cellular component: nucleus; transcription export complex 2; cytoplasm. The record is from RefSeq and is a predicted model, not a curated record. The transcript has 6 exons.
UCGCAGGCAUUUCGGAUUCAAGCAUCGCGUCUUCUUCCUAUGACUUUCCACCACCGCACAGACAGCAUUAUCACACGACACCAUCAAAUUCCGAUUCACCAACCCUUCCAAUCAUACCGCACGAGUAUUUCGAGGCGAUCUCUCGGAAACCAUGAUAUGACAGCACUCCGAUGUUGAUCGAUUUCAACCGCGCCAAUGUCUGCGCCGUCCAUUCGCGGUCAACGCGGUGGCAAUUCGACGAGGGUCGGACGAGCAACUCAGUCAAUACCUCCUCGCGGUCGCGGUGGACCUCGCGGUCAGCCCAAGUCAGCACCAGCAGGACGGGGAAGAGGGAGAGGCGGACCGAGCGCCACGGCCUCUGCAACUAGUGGUGAUGGACUGUUACAAAGACUGAGAGCGGGAACGGUCAAGAGAGGGUCUGACAAUGGCACCACGACUCCGACAAGAGGUCGGGGAGGGUCAAGCUCGGCGCCUUUCACACCAAAUGUUCGAGGACGGGGACGUGGACGCGGGUUCUUGUCGCAAACAUUCAACACACCGAGAUCUCAAGAUUCGACACCAUCAGGUUCACGAACGUCUUCGCCUGCGCCUGCGCCUGCGCCUACAAACCAUCGCGAUUUCAUGAACACUGCCUACGCCAGAUACCAAGAGGUGCGUGCCGGUCCUACCCCUGCCUCAAGCUGACUGCGACUUGGUCUGUAGGGUGUCUAACGUGCGAAUUCCACAUAUAGCUGAAGACAAAACGAGAAGAUGAACGUACAAAGGCCAUUCGUGAUGGAUUCCUCGCGGAUCCCGAGAAGAAGACAAGCUUGGACAAAGCCAUUACACCGGUCGGCACAUGUACAGUGAUGUGUCCCGAAUUUGAAAGAGUGGAGCGCAUUGUGCAGAACAUGGUUGAUAAAGCGGAGAAGGUUCGAAAUGACGAUACCGGCAAAGACAUUCCUUCCGAGGAGCGCAUGGUCAAGCGAUUUCGACGAUCUGCUGCUGGAUACGAUGAGCAACUGCCCUCCGAUAUAAGAACCCCGGCGACACUGAAGAGGACGCUGGAUUACCUGCUCGAUAAGGUCAUUGGUGGAGACGAAAGACUUGCGACCAUCCACAAAUUCGUCUGGGAUCGCACACGAGGCAUUCGGAAUGACUUCUCCAUCCAGCAGGUCACGAAUAUCGAAGAUGUCAAGGUUGCUGUCGAAUGCUACGAACGAAUUGCCCGAUUCCACAUCCUCUCCCUUCACCAACUGUCGAAUCCGGAUAAUCUUUGGGAUGGCGAGAAUUUUGAUGCCCAUCAGGAGCGAGAGCAACUCAACAACACUCUCCUUUCGCUGCUGUACUACUACGACGACAAUCGAGAGCGCGUCGACUUUCCAAACGAGGCCGAGUUCAGAGCCUACUGCAUCAUCUUCGAAUUCCAGUCACAGCAUCCGGACCUGGAAGACCGCAUGCAGGCCUGGCCGAGCAAUCUGCUCAAGGAUAUGAGAGUACAAACAGCGCUCAAACUCUACCAAGCUGGCGGUAAUUCCAUUUUCGACCAGGGUCCCCUGCGGCCAAUGGAGCCUUUCGCCAUUGCUCAGAGCAACACGGGCAGCUUUUGGCACGUUCUAUCCUCCAAGGCCGUGCCAUAUAUCAUGGCGUGUGUGGCGGAGAUAUACUUUGCCCAUGUCCGAUUUGCGGCUCUGGAUGCUCUGUGGAGAUCAUGCAAAAGUGCCCCUGCAGCUCAACAAGCAAAGUCCAGGGACUGGAGUUUGAGUGAAGUCACCGCCUUCCUGGGCUUCGACACGGAAGAAGAGACCAAAGAAUUCUGCGCUGCAUUUGAGCUGUAUUUUGCCAAGGAUGAAUACGGAGACGACUACCUCGAUGCUACGGCGAAUGCUGCUCACUAUCUCGAUCAAUCUCUAAUACCGAAUCGACAAUCGUUCUCGCAUACAUAUGUCGAGAAGAAGCGAUACCGCCGAACGCUCACCUCUGUCAUCAACGGGGCGACUGUCGCUGAAGCAAUCCGAGAGGGAUGGGUCGAGUCUGCAGACGAAGAAUCAGACAGCCAACAAAAUGAAGUCAAGGACGAUGAUCAGAGCAUGUUUGUGCCUCAAGACCGACCACAAUCUGGGAACUCCUCGAUCUUCGGCUCCCCAAUGAACCCGGAAGCCUCGACGUUCACGCCAAAGUUUGGACAGAGCCCUGGCACUGGCAAAGCGGCGGAGAAAUCGGCAUUUGGCCAACCGACAUCGACAUCGACAUCGACGUUUGGACAGCCAUCUCCUGGGUUUGGCGGAUCAGGAUUUGGUAGCUCCGGGUUUGGUAGCUUUGGGUCAUUGCCGGUUCCUGCGGAUUCGCCGUUUGGCAAGCCUGCUUCAAGUCAGCAGCAGCAAGCGCAGAAAGAAACGCCGUUCGGUUUUGGACGCUUCGGUGUCUCUAGUGCAGCAACGGAGAAUGAAGCAGAGGCCCCCCAUACUCAGAAAUCUGCCCUACCUGUCGCUCAAGCUGCCCAACCUACAUUUCCAGGCUUCGGUUUCGGAAAGCCAACUUCAACACCUGUAGAGAUAUCAGCUCCUCCGACAGCAACGCCAGUAUCAACGACAUCGACGAUUCCGCCAGUCUUUGGGCAGAAACCGCUUCCCCCGACAGGGUUUGCUGCGGCUGCUGGACGGCCUGAAGAUUCCACGAAGAGUCCUUCAGCACCAUCGUUUCAAUUUCCGAGCUUCUCUCAACCCUCUACGCAACCUGCAAAACCAUCGGAGCAGGCACCUCAGGCACAAGCGUCUGCAAAUCCACCGACUUCCUCAUUUCCUGCGUCUGCACCGGCAUUCACUUUUUCGACACAAUCAUCACAGCAGCCUACCACACCCUCACAACAACAAACACCUCUGCCAUCAUUCACCGCUUCCACAGGUGGAUUCUCCUCCGCACCAACAUCAACUCCUGCGGCUUUAUCAUCGACAUCGACCAUCUUCCCGCCUCAGCCGCCUAGUGCAGCUGAGGAUAAACCGAAAGUACCUUCAGAAGGAUUCAAAUUUCCUCCUUUCCAACCUUCGACAACUCCCUCCUCCACUCAACUGACCCCCAAACCAGAACUAUUUCCAUCAAAAUUACCCUCUACGACACAGUCUCUAUCACUACCACCUGCCACGCAGCCAUCUCAACAGAGUCCAAGUCCACUUCACUCUCCACCUCCACCUCCUACUAAACCAGCCUUCACCACCGAAGACCGUGAGCGACUAGCACGGGAUGUUGCCAGCAUUGCCCUUACAAGACAAGAUGGACUGAUCAGGAAAUACAUUGAAUACACAAUUCCAGAUCUCGUCCGGACCGCGCUCAAUCAACACCGCCUAGAGGUCCAUGACGCGGCUGUCGCUUCCAUCCGUGAACGGAUUCUAGCACGAAAAUUUGGCCUCAUUUGGCGCUCACGAGCGUGGAAGAACAAUCUCAACCGCCGAGCUAGGAUUCGACGAAAACUCAUCGCAGAAACGAUGAGGGCUGAACAAUCCAAGAAGAAAAGAAGUGAGGAAGAGCUGCAAGAGAUUUUGCUGGCUGCUCAAGAAACAAAGCGCCUUCGACAGGAAGUUCAAAAGGCAGCUGAGGCAAAGCAACUGAAAGAAAAACAAGAUGAAUUCGCCAUCAGUCAGAUUGUUGGUCGGAAGAGAAAGAGUUUCUCUGAACAGAAUAUGAAAGAGAGCGUCAUGACAACGAAUGGCACUCCUCGAUUGUCUGGGCAUAAGCGAUCAAAGACGAUGAGCACUUCUUCCGAACCGUCUAGUUCUGUUAUGGGUGGCAGGCCACCAGUUCCAAGUUUUCGAGCAUCAACGACACGAGCACCACAUGUUUCCAUAUUCUCUGGUAAGGCUGUGAUGGGUCGCUCCACGAGCACUCAAGAUCUGCGAAAGUCCACUGUGGAGCAGAAGACAGAUAAUACUCAUACCGACUAUUUCCGUCUCAAGGCGCUGGGGCUGGAUCCAGACACACCGAUUGUGCCUGAUACCAAGGAGACACUGGCGCUUCGGAAGCGACGAGAAGAGGAUGAAAGACGAAGUGUUAUGGCAAGAGCAAGGAAACGACCAGGAAUGCCUACAUCAUCAGUCCAGAGUUCUCCGACCGCUCUCUCACCAUUGCCCGUGGAGCAGAAGCCUGCCGCGUCAAUCUCUCCAAUUGAAGAAACACCACGCCAAACGCCAACGAAACGUCCUGUGGAGGACGACUUCCUCCGACAAAUCCGAGAAGCACGUGAAGCUAUGAAAGAGCAAGAGGAAUGGUUUAAACAGCAGGCCGGUGAACUCGAGAAAGAAAUCGAGCACGAAGAGGAGUUCAGACGAAGUCAGAGUAGUCGUCGGGAAAGCCUUACUCCAUCAGCGGCUGGCCUGGCUAGGGCUAACGGGUAUGAGUACCUGCCCGCCGAGACGAAGUCCGAGUUCAGCAUGUCGAGGACAGAGCGGCGCAUCAGACAGACUGGCGCUCAUGGGUUGGCUACUAAGCCUCUGCGCCCUAGUUCCGAGUAUGUUCCCGUGGCCAUGUCGAAGAGAAGUGCCCUGCGAUACAGCGGUGGCGAAAGCCAGACCAGCAGUCCGGCCCGAAAGCGGUCGCAUGAUGACGUGGAUGUCGAUUCAGCACUUGACGAUGAGAGGUAUCGCGUCAAUAGGACGGGGUAUGCGGUGAAACGACCAAAGUCAGCGCAGCAGGUUGCUGCACCGCAAAGCUCGAAAGUGGUACCUAGACAGGUGGCACAGAAUCCAUAUGAACUAUUGCAAGGUGUUGAGCAGGAUGAAGAUGAUGCGGAAGUGGAAGAUGAGGAUGAAGAAGAAGCAAUCUACGACGAGGACGAGCCGAGUGGACAAUAUUACUCUGGGGAUUACGUCAAUGGCGAUGGUGAUGGCGAUGGAGAGGAGCUCGAAGAGGACGAGGAAGACGAGUCGGAGCGUGAGAGAGAAGGAUAUGAAGAUGAAUACGACGAAGAUGGAGACGGAGACGGAGACGGAGAAGAGGAAGGGGGCUAUGACUACGAUGAUGGUAGUAGUUAUGAGUAUCCGGAUGAAGGAGAGACGCCAUUGACGAAUCCGGAAAUGAGUCGAGCGGCGAGCAGUGCGCCUGGAGGAAGUGCUGAUGAUGCGUUGGUGCUGAGUGAUAGUGACUGAUCAGCAGCGCAAUGACAAUCAACAAUCGGCGACCAACAAUUGCCAAGUGAGCACAUAGAGACAGAGAGCUGUCAAGCCAAGGCAAGACAGGAGUCGAGUGCAAAUAAUUGUGGGAUGUACCUUGAUGGACAUCAGAUAGACACCGGGAUCUAGUUGCGAGGAAGCAGAGUAAGACUAGCCAUACCAUACGGAGUGUUGGUAUGGCAGGGAAUAGCAAUGAAUCAUGAUUGUUGCCAU